AUGAGCUCCCGUGGCUUAGCUCUGGCACCACCAGCCAAGAAUGUGGUGGUGUAUCGCAACGGUGACCCCUUCUUCCCCGGGAGGAAGUUUGUAGUGAACCAGCGGCGGUUCCUGACCUUUGAGGCGUUUCUGAAUGAGGUGACCAAGAACAUUCACGCGCCCUUGGCUGUGAGGAACCUCUACACACCCAGGCAUGGCCACCGUGUCGCUGAGCUGGGGGACCUGCAGGAUGGGUGCCAGUACGUGGCUGCGGGCUUUGAAAAGUUCAAAAGGCUGAAGCUGGUUAAUCUGAGCCUGGUGGCCACAGUGGCUGCUCUGGCACCACCAGCCAAGAAUGUGGUGGUGUAUCGCAACGGUGACCCCUUCUUCCCCGGGAGGAAGUUUGUAGUGAACCAGCGGUGGUUCCUGACCUUUGAGGCGUUUCUGAAUGAGGUGACCAAGAACAUUCACGCGCCCUUGGCUGUGAGGAACCUCUACACACCCAAGCACGGCCACCGUGUCGCUGAGCUGGGGGACCUGCAGGAUGGGUGCCAGUACGUGGCUGCGGGCUUUGAAAAGUUCAAAAGGCUGAACGUUUUCCGGAAUGGGGAUUUGCUGAGCCCUCCUUUCCCACUGCCACUCUCCAAGAGCCCCCCACUGCAGUGGGACACACUCCUGGCCAUGCUGACAGAGAAAGCCGACCUGCGCAGCGGGGCUGUUAACAAGCUCUGCAGGCUGGAUGGAACCCAGGUGUCUGGUGGGGAGGAACUGGUGAAUGGUGAUUACUAUGUGGCAGUGGGAAAUGAGGAGUACAAAAAACUGCCUUACUUUGAGCUGCUGGUGCCCCAGGAUUCUGUAUACAAGAUGCUGUGUUUGGUGAACUCUGUGCCAUCUCCCAGGUCAGUGCUGGUGACUCUGCUCUUCCUGAACCACCUCAACAGGCAAGCCAGGAAAUCUUGCCUUGAAGAGGAAGAGUCCAUUUUCCAUGUUAAACCUGUCCGUGCAGGACAAAAAAGGAGGAACAACAGGAAUGCGCAGCACUGGCCUGAUCAAGAAGAAAAUGUCUAUAAAACCAGGGAUCCUAAGCAUGAGGUGCGAGGUGCCCAAGAAGUAAAAGAGGACGAACGCACAAGGGUGGACGUACCCAUUGAUCAGAGAGUUGCAGAAGAACUUAUACCAAAAGCCAAAAUGAUACACCGCAGUAAG
This is a messenger RNA of Charadrius vociferus (killdeer), 1185 nucleotides long. RefSeq names its product doublecortin domain containing 2B (gene DCDC2B). Gene Ontology annotation, biological process: intracellular signal transduction. The transcript has 9 exons. Lineage: Eukaryota; Metazoa; Chordata; Aves; Charadriiformes; Charadriidae. Gene Ontology annotation, cellular component: microtubule; microtubule organizing center. The annotation marks the transcript as partial. The record is from RefSeq and is a predicted model, not a curated record.